UGCUCCCUCACACAGUGCUUCCCCCUCAUCCUGCUCCUGCUCUCUCUUAGCUCAGGAAUAACCUUGGAAGAUGGUGGCCAUGAAGAUCUCUCUGCUGCUGGUGUCCCUGCUCCUGGCCGUGGUGCUAGGAGACAAGGAAGAGAGUCCUUCCAGGCACGGCUUCCACUCGAAGGUCAGAGGCUCUACACCUCGAGGCCGCAGGUAUGCCGAGGGGACUUUCAUCAGUGACUACAGUAUCGCCAUGGACAUGAUCCGCCAACAAGACUUUGUGGACUGGCUGCUGGCACAGAAGGGGAAGAAGAAUGACUGGAAACACAACAUCACUCAAAGGGAGGCCCAGGCCCUAGAGCUGGCCCAUCAAUCUAACAGGAAGAAGGAGGCCAGGGAGCAGCAGGGCUCCCUACCCACGAAGCCCAGCGAUGAAGAUCUGCCAAAGGACUUACUGAUUCAAGAGCUGCUGGCCUGGAUGGUGGAUCAGACGGAGCUCUGCAGGCGCAGGUGGCAGAUGGGAAGCUUUGGGAGUCUUGUGUCGUGGUUAUAA
This is a messenger RNA of Eptesicus fuscus (big brown bat), 541 nucleotides long. RefSeq names its product gastric inhibitory polypeptide (gene GIP). Bases 71 to 541 code for a protein of 156 amino acids. Lineage: Eukaryota; Metazoa; Chordata; Mammalia; Chiroptera; Vespertilionidae. Gene Ontology annotation, cellular component: extracellular region. Gene Ontology annotation, biological process: response to glucose; regulation of fatty acid biosynthetic process; regulation of insulin secretion. The transcript is spliced from 5 exons. Gene Ontology annotation, molecular function: hormone activity; glucagon receptor binding. The record is from RefSeq and is a predicted model, not a curated record.